UGGGCAGCGUGCACCCGCCAUGACGCCGGAAGGCCGUGUGAUUGGUCCGCAGAGUCCACGGCAGCUUUUCCCUGUAGCUCAAGGCUUUCGGUCACUUCUCUCUCUCUCUAAGCGAGUGUUCUUGCAGUGACUGGAGCUGCUAGUCCCGAAGAAGCAGACCGAGCGAGCGAGGCGAGGCACCAUGACAACCCUGGAUGAUAAGUUGCUGGGGGAGAAAUUACAGUACUACUACAGCACCAGUGAAGAUGAGGACAGUGACCAUGAAGACAAAGACAGAGGCAGGGGAGCCCCGGCCAGUAGUUCCAUGCCUGCAGAGGCUGAGCUGGCAGGUGAAGGCGUUUCAAUCAAUACAGGUCCAAAAGGUGUGAUCAAUGACUGGCGCCGCUUCAAGCAGUUGGAGACAGAGCAGAGGGAGGAGCAGUGCCGGGAGAUGGAGCGGUUGAUCAAAAAGCUAUCUAUGAGCUGCAGGUCCCAUCUGGAUGAAGAGGAGGAACAACAGAAACAGAAGGACCUCCAGGAGAAAAUCAGUGGGAAGAUGACUCUGAAGGAGUUUGGUACAAUGGACAAGAACUUGGAUGAUGAAGAGUUUCUGCAGCAGUAUCGGAAGCAGAGGAUGGAAGAGAUGCGACAGCAGUUUCAUAAAGGGCCCCAAUUCAAGCAAGUUUUUGAGAUCCCCAGCGGAGAAGGGUUUUUAGAUAUGAUUGAUAAAGAACAGAAAAGCACCCUCAUCAUGGUUCAUAUUUAUGAAGAUGGCAUCCCAGGGACUGAAGCCAUGAAUGGCUGCAUGAUCUGCCUUGCCACAGAGUAUCCCGCUGUCAAAUUCUGCCGGGUGAGGAGCUCAGUUAUUGGGGCCAGCAGUCGUUUUACCCGGAAUGCCCUUCCUGCUCUGCUCAUCUACAAGGCGGGUGAAUUGAUUGGCAAUUUUGUUCGAGUCACUGACCAGCUGGGGGAAGAUUUCUUUGCUGUAGACCUUGAAGCUUUCCUACAGGAAUUUGGAUUGCUCCCAGAAAAGGAAGUCUUGGUGCUGACAUCUGUGCGGAACUCUGCCAACUGUCACAGUGAAGACAGCGAUCUGGAAAUAGAUUGAGCUGAUAAUCUAGUUCCGUAGCUAUCUCAUUGUUUGGGCUGGAGGACACAUGUCUGUAUUUAUUUCUGUCCUUCCUGUGUCUUCUGACUUUACAGCUGUUCUUUGUAGUCUCAUUUAGUAUGUGAAAAGUCAAGAAAUUCUUAGAUUAAAUCAGAAUGCUGACUCACUUUGUGGCUAGCUGUAAAGGGACUUCAAAUUAUAUAAACAGGAAACUAGGUUCUUGAGUUGUUUACUUCUCUAGCGUGACAGCUCUGAUACUGUUUCCAGUCAAUAUUGAUAUGGCACUCUUGAAGGCAAUGUCUUGAAAAUUGUCUUCUGAUGACCUCAGAAUUCUACCAGGUCUGAGAGUAGAAUUCCCUAGUGAGUGUGUUCUGUGCAGUGUAAACAGUGCAUUUCCAUAAUCACUUGAUUGCAAAUCAUGUUUACUUGCAAUCAGAUGCAUAGCUGUACCUUUUCUCUCUAGAUCCUUCUCUACCAGGGUCCAUACAAUGCUGGGAAUGUAGCUCAGUGGUGAACUCUUAACCUAGCAUGCACAUGGCCCCAAGAAAUCUGAUUCCCAGCACUGUCCAAACUAAAGGUUCCAGAUGAUGCCUAGUGCUGGCUGUAGUUUUCAGUGGCCUCUGCUGUGGGAGGCAGUGGUCCAGGCCAGCAUAAUGAUGCAUGAACAGGAAAGGGUGGUUUUUGCUGACCGCUGUCAUGAUGUUGGGAGGCAAGCAUCCUAUUCACUGACACUGGUGUGUAGAGCAUGAAAACCUCAGUAGGAGGACCUUUCUGUACUCAUGCUCAUCAGCAUCUAUUCCUGAUAUUUAACGAGGUAACUUCUUGUUUAACCUCAACUUUCGUAAAAGCUUUUUUUGGCCUAUUAGAAAAAGAAUCAUAGUAGAGGAAAAUUGGUCAAAAUACAGAUGUAAAAAUGGUUUAAAAAUAUAAUUCUGCCACCUAAACACUGUAUGUUUUGGUAGUUCAUAUAUAGGGUUAUAUAUAUUCAAAAGCUUUGGUUUGUCUUUAAAUAACACUGGGAUCAUUCUGAGCAUACUGGUGUAUAUGGUCAGUUACUAACAUCAGAAGGUUUUUGUGUUACUAAGUACUCAUCUAUAAUACUUUAAUAGCUGUUGAUAUUCCCAGAUAUACUGUAAUCUGCUUGGAGGUUGGUUUUUAGAAAGAUGGCAAACUUUUUAUUAUAAACCUUUUAUUAUGAAACAUGUUCAUCAUAGAACAUACAAUAAAAAUUAAGCUAAAAAGAUAUUUAAAAGCCAUACAAUUUUACUACUGAUAAUUGCUGUCACCAUUUUUACAGAUUUCUUUCUAGCUUUAUGUGUAUGUGUGUAUUUAUAAAAUUGUCACUCAAGUUUUUUUUCCUUUUGGUUAUUCUUUAUAUAUUUUAAUAUCAGGGGUAAAUGUGAUCUGGAAGUAAAUAUUAGCUUUAGUAUGCACACUUGAGUUUUUUGUUUGGUUAGAAACUAAGUGUAAAUGAGUCUUGAAAGAUCUGUUGGAUUUAGUCAACAAAAACAUUGUCAUUUUGACUUUUUGACUAAGGAGCUCAUUGGUGAAGUGAAGAAAAUCAUUAGGAGCAGAGACGACUGCUGUCAAUAUUCUAGUUUAUGUCUUUCCAGUACCCUCCUUUUUUUUCAAUUCUUAAUAACAUUGAUAGUUACUGAAUUUUGUGUUCUACUUUAUGUAAUAGUGCAUACUAAACUACUUUGAUGUAUUGUAAAAGUUCUGAAUAAAUCAGUUGCUUUAUAGUUCACCAUUUAAAUAAACCAUAUCAUAUUGACUCAGCCCCUGCAUAUUAGAUUUUUAAAUUCCCAGGAUUUUUCUAAAGCAUUUAACAUCUUUGCAAUUUGCACUGUGCUUUGGAUCACUCAAAGUACAGAUGUCUAGAAGAGUCACUGAAAAACUGACAUUUUAAACUUUUUUUCUUCACAAAAUAAUUUUGAUAAAUUUCCUUCACAGAUGCUAUUCAUUUUGAUUAUGUUACCAUAUUGCUCUCUUGGCUUCUUUUCAUUCCUGCUGAUCUUCCUCUUCCCAAAUAGUUCUUAUAUCACUUUGAGGUCUUUUGGGUUUGAUAGUCCACUGCGAUUAGUUAUGGUUGCUCACAUGAACAUGAGUAAUGGAUUAUAUUGACUGGAUCUGGGCAACUUAACAGCUACACUGCUGAAGAAAAUGUCUCCCCUUUUUCUCAGCAACCAUUAACUUCCAAUAGCUCCUUAGGAAGGGGUGAGACCUCCUGAGUCUCUCUUCCAUCCAUGGAAUAAUUAAUAGAUCAUAAUUAUGUAUAUAUAUAAUAUAUGAAUAUAAUGUUUUGAUUAUAUUCUUCCCUUCUCUUACUCCCUUCACCCUCCCACUGAAUCCUUUUGCAGUGAAUCCCCUUCUUUGAUGUGUGUGUGUGUGUAUGUGUGUAUGCUCUCCACUGCUUAUAAUUCCUUACAUGAGUAUUGGAUGGGGGUUAUUUACUUGACUAAGGCAACUUAGUGGCUAAUCUUCACCUAACAAACACUAAUUAGGUAAGACCUUACCAGCCUCUCCCUUAUCUAUGAUGGGAUGCUAAUGGGCUCAGUCUUGUUCAGGUAGUUAACUAGUGUGAUGUCAUGUCCAAUAGUGUCCAGAAGACAACAGUUUACAGUGCUCCUUCCCCAUCUUCUAGCUCUUACAUUUUUUUCUGCAAUGUUUCCUGAUCCUUCCAGGGGUUGAUAUGGAUGUCCUGUUCAGGGUAAACAUUCAACAGACUUAUUCUUAGCAUUUUACCUAGUUAGAUGUCUGCAUUAACUGUUGUUUAUUAUAGACAGGAACGUCUCUGAUGAAGGCUGGAAGCAGGAACGUAUGGAUAAGAACAUGAAAGCAAUGAAGGAAGAAGGAUUUGUUUUGGCUCAUAGUCCGAGGGGAUAAAGUUCAUUGUAGUGGGAAGGCAUGGCGCCAGGUAACACUAUUGGUAACAGCAUGUGGCAGCUGAUUGUCACACAGCACUAAGGGGGUAGAAAGACCUGAGCUAGAUCUGGGACUAUCUACCCCAUGUUCUUAUGGUGCUACAUCUACCAGGUAAUCUUCAUGUCAGAAGGUUCCUCUACCUCUCAAAAUAGUGCUACCAGCUGGGAACCAUGUAUUCAGACACAAGCAUGUGGGGGAUGUUUUUACAUUCAAAUUGUAACAUUUCAACUCGCCAGUAGGCCUGUGGUCAUCAUUUUGUUCUUUUAUAUCUGUGUAUUAUGAAUUCUGUUCCUCUCCUUCCAUUUCCUUUCCAGCCUGUAAAAGCAUCCCCCCUCCAUAUAUAA
This is a messenger RNA of Apodemus sylvaticus (European woodmouse), 4356 nucleotides long. RefSeq names its product phosducin like (gene Pdcl). The record is from RefSeq and is a predicted model, not a curated record. Gene Ontology annotation, biological process: regulation of G protein-coupled receptor signaling pathway. The transcript is spliced from 4 exons. NCBI's taxonomy places the organism in Eukaryota, Metazoa, Chordata, Mammalia, Rodentia, Muridae. Bases 182 to 1087 code for a protein of 301 amino acids.